Molecule: messenger RNA, 1443 nt
Organism: Dimorphilus gyrociliatus
Lineage: Eukaryota; Metazoa; Annelida; Polychaeta; Dinophilidae
Source: the annotation of a GenBank genome assembly
AUUUUUUACUUUCAUUUUGCAAUCAUAUUAAACGUCUUCGAUCAGUUUUAACGGUAAUUCUUCAAAAUGAUGAAUUCUUUGAUAAAAGCCGAAAUUGGAAAGACUGUAACAUGCAAAGAUACAACCAUCAAGAUUCAAGAAUACUUGGGACAAGGAUCAUUUGGAAUUGUUUAUAAAUGUCAAGAUCUCAACACUAACGAAACGAAGGCAUUAAAGAUUUUUAAUAUAAAUGACGCUGAAGAUUUGGAUAUUGCAAGAGAAGAAGCUCUUUUACAUUACAAAAUUCCACUGCAUAGAAAUAUCCUAGAGAUUUUCGGCAUAGUCACAGAUGAAUAUUCUUUAAAACUAAUUUUUGAAUACUGUAACCUUGGAGAUUUACCUAAAUAUUAUCAAUCUAAAGGUGGUAAAUUUACAAUAAAACAUCAACAGCAAAUUAUGCUGCAGUUAGCUGAAGGAAUGGCCCAUCUGCAUAAAAAUAACUUUAUUCACAGAGAUAUUAAACCCGUAAAUAUGCUUGUUACAACUGAUGGAAAUGGAGAAACGAUUUUUAAACUUUCAGACUUUGGCUGUGGCAAAGAAUGGAAAACUACAGGGAAAAGUUUAUUCGAAACUCGGGGCGGAACUCCAUGUUUUUGGGCUCCUGAGUUAUAUCAAGUUGAUCAAACGUAUUCGGAUUCUGUCGAUGUAUUUGCAAUGGGAUUGAUAUUCCUGGCUAUGCUAAAUUAUAGUAGAGAUCCUCUAAUGGCACCUUUAGCCCCUUCGGAAGAGGGUCUAGGUAAACAACCUAUUGGUUUAGCGUUAAUAAUAAGACCUGACGAAAAUUUUAUUGAAUUUUAUCAUGAUGAUUUCCUUCCCGAAAUCGGCGCUCUAAAAGUUAUAAUAAGGUCCAUGAUAAAAUCAAAACCUCAAGAUAGGAUAAGUGCGGAAGAGGUAGUGAAGAAAUUACGAGAUAGUAACGAUCCUUACAUUAAAAAAAGUCCCGAGUUUACUUAUUUUACUGAUAAUUCCGUAUUUGGUCCAAGUCAUUACACACCUAUUUAUCUUGAAAAUGAAUGUUUUCAUUCUCCAAUACACUACGUAAUGUACAAGAAAUGUCAGGUCUUUAAUGACCCAACUCUGGCUCAAAGAGUUCUCACAAGUAACAGCUUCAGAGUCUGGAAGUCUUGCGGAAGAAGUGUGAAAAAUUAUUCUGAUAGAAUAUGGAUGGAUAAAAGACAUAUAUUUCUUAAGGAAGUUUUAAUAAAAAAAUUUACUUCAUCAAGCUAUUUAAACGCCGAGCUCGCCAAGACAAAAGGAACGGAGUUGGUAUAUGCCGAAGCUAAUAUUUGGGGAAUAGGAAAACUUAUAAAUGAUCCUAAUAUCGAAGAUCAGAAUACCUGGGAUUUCAACAAUUUUUACGGUAAGACACUAACCGACGUACGUCAUCAAUUAUUGCAUGCGUGA